GAGUUUAGAGUUUCGCAUAGGUAUCCUGCAAUUUUGCUUUUGUAAUUCCGAGACUCGUUACUUGAUACAGUGUAAUUAGUUCUGCGCCGGCAACAUCGUUGGUUUUCAAGGUUACUUUGGGGGUUUCAUUUCUUUCAUUUGCUGGGGCUGUGCAGUGGUGGUUUAACUAUCGUGAAGAUCCCGUCCCCACCUGCAUUCUUACCUACGCAUUCGUUCCUUACCUACACACUCUUUUGACAACCACACUCAUUCGCUCGAUCGCAACUUUCCAACUCGUGUAGUAUACAUACAGAUCUCAUCUUGUCACAUCGCACGACAUGCCUGUACUAAAGUUCUCACACCGUGCUGAGCCCAUCAACGCCGAACAGCGCAUGAUCGGCCCCAUUCCUUUACCAUGGUUCAUUCCCAUGUGUGUCUUUGCGCCUUUCUUCCUCUCAUUCAUUUGCUGGGUAUUCUACCAACAAACAGUGACGCGAUACAAGAACAAGAAGCUUCUGGCAGCGCAACAAGAGCAGCAGCGCUUAGCUACUAAAGAGGUGGAGACGCAGAUGCAACAGUUCAUUGGGUCGAGCGUAAACAACGCGAACAUUCGCGCACCACCAAGAGCAAUGAGGCAGCCCGGAUUCCGAUGAGUGUUAUCUGGAAUUUCUCAACACGAGUAUCAUGGAAUUGGUCGCAGGAUGUGAGACAUGAUCACGUGUCAUCCAUUCAUUUCGGCUCGGGCAGACCAGCAAACCCUCUAAACGACUGUCAUGAAAGCACAAUGCCUCACCAGUAUUCA
Messenger RNA from Alternaria rosae, 781 nucleotides. RefSeq lists its product as uncharacterized. Bases 318 to 632 code for a protein of 104 amino acids. The transcript is spliced from 2 exons. The record is from RefSeq and is a predicted model, not a curated record. Lineage: Eukaryota; Fungi; Ascomycota; Dothideomycetes; Pleosporales; Pleosporaceae.